AUGGAAGGUAGUGGGAAAAUGUUAGUAUUAGCUGUUGGUGAACAUAGUCAAACAGGAAUGAUAUUUAAAUUAUUGGGUGCAACAAGAGAAGAUGAUGAAGAAAAAAAACCAGUUAAAAAACAAAAAGAAAAUGCGAAUGGUCGUGUUGAUGUUGAUGUUAAUGAACGUUUGGUAACACCAGGAUCGACUACAGGUCCAAAUGAAAAUAAUCAUGAUGCAACAGAAUUACAAGAAGUUGCAAUUGGCCCUCAUGAAAAAGAAACAGCUGGUGAUGAAGAUACAGGAGGAUUUAAAGUUAAAGAACGAUCAAUUUUACAAGCAAAAUUAACUAAAUUAGCUAUUCAAAUUGGAUAUGCAGGUUAG
Molecule: messenger RNA, 363 nt
Organism: Rotaria sp. Silwood2
Lineage: Eukaryota; Metazoa; Rotifera; Eurotatoria; Philodinida; Philodinidae
Source: the annotation of a GenBank genome assembly